CACUUUCGCAAACAUAAAGGUUCAUACGCAAACGAUGCAGCCAAGCCUAGAGGCCAAGCUACUGUAUCCCGUGGGCCUCACUGACGAUUUGCACAGAUACAUAUCUGGAACUAGUGUGGAUCCAAUCCUUCUCCGUCACAUCAAUGAACACCAAAAGUUGAUUGAUACAAUUUUCAUUCCACAAUGCGCCGACCCCCGGCAACUGAUCACCUCUACAAGGCGACGCAUUAUGGCAGGAUUCCUACCGGAGCAUAAAACUUGUUCUUUCGUCGAAUUCGCCCAAAUGUUACCUUCACUCGAGUCGCUAUCCAUUGUCUUCUGCGGCGGGUGGAUAGGCAAUAUCUAUGACUACUGGGAUAAGAGAGACUACGUGGAUCUCUUUCAGCACCGCAAAGUCAAGACAUGUGAGCUCCUUAUUUCUGGAUACAUGCCUUAUACUUUCGCGGCCGCUAUAUGUCACAUGUUCGACUUAUCCACGGUGACGAGAUUGAUUUUGUCUGAUUGCAAUACAUGGUUAUUCGCAGCUGUUUCAUGCUUGCCAGAACUGGAAAAUCUGACGCAUUUCCAGUUCUACACCAAGGACAGCAGCAUGUACCCAAAAUUCUCAGGAGAAUGCAAAGACCUUUUUCAGCGGAACCAAAGUCUUCAGCAUGUUUACCUCAGUUUGAGCUGGCUUGCGGAUAUACCUUUAGGGCCUGAGACACCCUCGGGCGACACAUCAUAUCUCUGGCCUCUGCAUCACAGGCUUAAGACGCUCGCCUUGUACGAUCCAAUUAAUGAGUCGCUGGGAGAUGAUGUUCUGGAAACGGCGCUCGUAUUUUUGCCAGACUCAAGCCUAGAGUACAUCUGCCGUGAGUUUUUAGGCCUGCAACAAUUUGCAUUGCAACCGCCUGUGCAGGAUCUACUGUCAGCCUGUCAAACUGACGCGAGGACGGAUUUCCUACUUCAAUAUCUGGAACCUAUCAAACUACUCAAAGAUCUACGUAUCUUGCAACUCUACGAAUAUCCCGUGAGCACGGUUCAUCUUCCACGUUCUCUGGCCGGUGAUGCAGCCGCUGUUGGCGCCCAUCAAGUAGCUACUCGUUUCUUCCAGGGUGUACAUCCCCAUUGCCCCUACUUGAACGUGUUGGUAUUGGGUAUUGGCGGCGACUUUUUCGAACCCGAGUUUGCCCUGGGCGUUAAUCAUGAUGACAGACACAUUGUUCAGCGGGCCUCACAACACAUAUUCGUCAAGCGACAGAAAACACUUGACAGUGGGUCAGUGCACGUCGCAGCAGAUCUUGUGUCGCCUAUACGAAUUUGUGAUGAAUUUCCCGACUUAGACUUACUCGCCUAUGAUCCUGGAUAUCAGAUACUGCAUCGGCUCAAUUAUCAACAGUGCUGAUAAACCUGUUAUUUCAAAGAUCGUUUUUGCGGGACCACCGGUCUCAUCGCGCCGGUUUUGUGAUUGUCGAUCUCGAAAAACAUGGGAAUGGCCACUUAUCGAUCACCUUUCCCAACAGGGUAGAGCCUAUAUAGACAAAUAUCCCUAAUUUCGCGUAUUCCUCACAUUAUGCGAGAACGGGACCAAGUACAAAACGACCGUGUGCACCGAGCCGCGUUGCC
Molecule: messenger RNA, 1605 nt
Organism: Cucurbitaria berberidis CBS 394.84
Lineage: Eukaryota; Fungi; Ascomycota; Dothideomycetes; Pleosporales; Cucurbitariaceae
Exons: 2
Coding region: 35-1384 (449 amino acids)
Source: RefSeq, a predicted model, not a curated record